Messenger RNA from Argentina anserina (silverweed cinquefoil), 848 nucleotides. RefSeq names its product protein OXIDATIVE STRESS 3-like. The coding region runs from base 296 to 664 and encodes 122 amino acids. NCBI's taxonomy places the organism in Eukaryota, Viridiplantae, Streptophyta, Magnoliopsida, Rosales, Rosaceae. The transcript has 2 exons. The record is from RefSeq and is a predicted model, not a curated record.
CAGGCAUAUAUUUCCUAUAUAUAUAUAUAUAUUCCCUUGGAAACCAACCUGAAUCGGAAACCAUAUGUUCUAAAGCUUCCAGAGUUGUUCAACGCCAAACUUAGAUAUUCAAUUUCUUCUCGUUCAGUUGUUCCUAUUCUUCCUCUUGUUCAUCUUCCUUCUUCACGGGUCUUCAAGAAGCUAAGGUUGUCUGUGCUCAUAAUUGGAAAGAAAGUGAGAUUGGUUAUCACGGUUUUGAAGAUAGCUGGGUGUGAUCAAGGAAGACUACCCUCAAGAUAUUUGUGAUUCAAGAUCCAUGGACUCCAUGGAGUCAUCCUCUUCGUGUUCGUCUUCAUCUGAUUUGGUUGAUGAUGCAUCUUCUUCUUCAUCAUCUUCUUCAAAUGGACCUCUUUAUGAAUUGUCUGAGCUCAUGGUUCAUCUUCCUAUAAGGAGAGGUUUAUCAAAGUACUAUCAAGGAAAGUCGCAAUCUUUCACAUCGCUGGGAGGAGUGAAGAGCUUGGAUGAUCUUGCAAAGAAGGUGGCAGCUCCUUAUAGAAGGAAAAGGAAGCCAUGCAAGAGCUAUGGAGGUGGUUUAGAUAAUGGUCACAAAUCUUAUAAUACUAGUCCCAAAGCCAUUAUCUCAAAGAAAGCUAUUUCAAGGGGUUCUUUCUUAUAUUCCAAGUAGUAAUUUCCAGAGGAAAUGAUGCCUUCUUAUUACAAAGAAGCAUUUCUCUCUUCUUAUCUGGGUUUUUUCACUUUUAGUAUACCCAGUUGUACGUAGUUGUUCCAUCUGGAACACAAGUUGAGGAUUUACAUUUUCAAAAUGUUAUGGCGGGUCAUUUGUAUAGUGAAAUUCCAUUGUUUCUUUA